AUGAAUCCCUUGAAUGAAGACCUCCUGAAGAGUAACCCUACUACACAUUUAGAAAUCAACAGUUAUGUUGACGUGAAUACGAGCUCCGGUAUAGUGAGGGGACAGACCAUACAAGUGCUGAAUCAGACAAUCAAUGAAUUCUUGGGAAUACCGUUCGCUGAGCCACCCGUCGGUGACCUCAGGUUUGCUAAACCAAAAGCCAUUGAAAAGCCAAUCAAAGUAUAA
This is a messenger RNA of Oppiella nova, 225 nucleotides long. Lineage: Eukaryota; Metazoa; Arthropoda; Arachnida; Sarcoptiformes; Oppiidae. The record is from the annotation of a GenBank genome assembly.